This is a messenger RNA of Carassius gibelio (silver crucian carp), 7103 nucleotides long. Its product is annotated as matrix metalloproteinase-24-like. Gene Ontology annotation, biological process: proteolysis; collagen catabolic process; extracellular matrix organization. Gene Ontology annotation, molecular function: zinc ion binding; metalloendopeptidase activity. The transcript is spliced from 9 exons. The record is from RefSeq and is a predicted model, not a curated record. Gene Ontology annotation, cellular component: extracellular matrix. Lineage: Eukaryota; Metazoa; Chordata; Actinopteri; Cypriniformes; Cyprinidae. Bases 289 to 2097 code for a protein of 602 amino acids.
UCAAAAGAACCGAUUCGCUCAAGGAGUCGGAGUUCCGCGUGGGUCUGUGCGCGCUGACGGUGCUGUAUUCUCUCGAGCGCAUCAGCGGCGCAGCAUCAUUUCAACACAGUACCUUGAGAAGACGCGACACAAAAUGGCUUUGCGAAUUUAACGCUCGACCGAGGAGAAACAUUCACAGCACCUUCAGGAAUAUAGGACGCUCGUUGUUUUUCUGAAAUAAUUAAGAACAAACACAAGAAAUAAGCCUGGAAAUCAACGGCGGACAGUGGGGGGAAUCUGGGGACAGUCAUGGCGGGGGUGGGAGCCAGGGGGAGAAAGACGGGACUCCCGGGGUUCUGUUGGAAAACAUGCUAUUUCCACAUUCUCUUCUGGGUCGUGUCUGUUUGUGGAGAAGAGAGGACCUUCAUUGUUGAGACAUGGCUGAAGAACUAUGGCUACCUGCUCCCUCAUGACAUCCGGACGUCGGACCUGCGAUCGGAGAAAGCCAUGCAGUCGGCGGUCGCUGCCAUGCAGCGCUUUUAUGGUAUUCCAGUGACGGGAGUGCUUGAUCAAACCACCAUCGAGUGGAUGAGAAAACCUCGGUGUGGAGUCCCAGAUCACCCUCACAUCAGCCGACGGAGGAGAAAUAAACGCUAUGCCCUCACUGGUCAGAAAUGGAGGGAGAAAAAGAUCACAUACAGCAUACAUAAUUUCACCCCCAAAGUUGGUGAGAAAGACACCCAGAGGGCCAUUCGCCAUGCCUUCGACGUCUGGCAGACAGUGACCCCGCUGACCUUUCAGGAAGUGGCCUACUCUGAGAUCAAGAACGAGGGUAAAGAGGCGGACAUCAUGAUCUUCUUUGCCUCUGGUUUCCAUGGUGACAGUUCUCCUUUUGAUGGAGAGGGAGGUUUUUUAGCUCAUGCAUAUUUUCCCGGUCCUGGAAUUGGCGGAGACACACACUUUGACUCUGAUGAGCCCUGGACAUUAGGAAACGCCAAUCAUGACGGCAAUGACCUUUUCCUGGUGGCCGUGCAUGAGUUGGGACAUGCGUUGGGUCUGGAACAUUCCAACGACCCCAGUGCGAUCAUGGCCCCCUUCUACCAGUACAUGGACACGCACAACUUCAAACUGCCUCUAGACGACCUUCAGGGGAUCCAGAAAAUCUAUGGUAUUCCCACAGCCAUGCUGGAGCCCACCCGACCUCUUCCUACUCUACCUGCACGACGCACACACCCCACCUCUGAGAGGAAACAUCGCCCCGCUCGCCCACCCUCUGGAGAUCGGCCGUCCUCACCCGGAAAUGGAAGACCUAACAUCUGCGAUGGCAACUUCAACACUGUGGCCUUCUUUCGACGGGAGAUGUUUGUUUUUAAGGAUCGCUGGUUCUGGCGUUUGCGCAACAACAAAGUUCAGGAAGGCUAUCCCAUGUUGAUAGAGCAGUUCUGGAAGGGUCUGCCUCCUCGCAUUGACGCUGCUUACGAGAGAUCAGAUGGCAAAUUUGUGUUCUUCAAAGGGGAUAAAUACUGGGUCUUCAAGGAGGUUACAGCAGAGCCCGGGUAUCCUCACAGCCUGGUAGAGCUGGGCAACUGUCUGCCCCGUGAUGGCAUCGACACAGCCUUACGCUGGGAACCUGUGGGCAAAACGUACUUCUUCAAGGGUGACCAGUACUGGCGUUACAAUGAGGAGAAGCGUACGGCUGACCCAGGCUAUCCCAAACCCAUCAGUGUCUGGAAGGGCAUCCCUGAUGCACCACAAGGAGCCUUCAUCAGUCGAGAAGGAUUUUAUACCUACUUUUACAAAGGAAAGGAUUACUGGAAGUUCGAUAACCAGAAGUUAACGGUGGAGCCAGGCUACCCAAAAUCAAUCCUCAAAGACUGGAUGGGCUGCGAUCAAUCAGAAGUAGAAAAGAACAAGGACCGUCACCUCCCUCACGAUGACGUUGACAUCAUGGUCGCCAUUAAUGACGUACCCAGCACUGUAAACGCAAUCGCUGUGGUCAUCCCAUGCAUCCUCUCACUGUGCAUUUUGGUCCUUGUAUAUACUAUCUUCCAGUUCAAGAACAAAAAUGUCCAACAGCACGUGACCUACUACAAACACCCCGUACAGGAGUGGGUAUGACGGACCGGGGGCACAAUGGACCCCAAACGCUGGAGAACAUAAGUGAGGGCUACUAUGCUGAGGUUUGAACAGUGCCUGUUUUCAGAACAACCUUGUCCCAGAACGGGAACAAAAGACGAGGAAAGGGAGUAUCCUCUUCCUUUUCGGCUUGAGACAGAACUUUCCAUCCAAAUUGCAAUUUUUUAGCAUAAGCCCAAUGGAAAAAACUUCUGGCUAUUGAACAUUUAAAGUUGUGUGCUGGCCUUAUGCUAACCAGGUCAAGUCUUAACGGUGGAGGAACCAUCACUCCAAUUUGACCGAGACCACCAUCACGUUCUCUUCUCCCGGAGAGAGAGAGAGGAAAUGCAGAUUUGCUAAAUGCCAGCAAAUCUUUGUCCCGUUGUCAACAUAAACUUGUACAUGAAUUUCAAGUGUUACAAAACGAAACAAGCAAAACGACAAAAAAUAACUUGAAAACUAUGUAGGUAGAAAGGCCAUAGAAAAGAAUACCAAGGAUUUCUUGCAGUCUUUUGUCAUUUACUGGGUAAAAGGUUCACCGCUGGCACUCCUUGAAGACUUCAACAUGCUUAUUAUUGGCGGUUAGGAGGCAGUUUCAAACUAAUUAGCUUCAUAACAUCAAUCUGAAUGUUUGUUUGUGUCCUUUCCUCACCUGCCUACCCAUUUCCACAGAGUAGGAAGAAUGAUUUAUAAUAACUAGGGCAGUCUUAACACCUACUCCCACUCGAUACUGAACUCUAUUCCUUUUCUUCUUUUGCUGUUUUUAUCAGUCGGCAACAAAAGAGGAUCUCUUUUUGAUGGCAUUAGGUCUUUAUAGGAGAGUAAUUUUGUGUCAAAAUAGGUCUGAUUUCUUGCAAUCUCUAUAUUUUGCUUUCAAUAGGUCAUGUUUCCAACCAUCUUUGCACGACUCCUGCUAUGACCUUACCUUUUCACCAAGUGUAAUAUUUGAAACACUGGUGCCAGGCAGGAACAUGAACAAUGAACACAUCUGAAUAUGAAAUAGCUUUGUUACCGUUGCCUACCGAAGAUGAUCUCUCAACGGUUCAUCCAUCCUCUUCAAAUGAACGUAAUAUGCUGUAUGUCUUACAUUGAAGUGACUUCAGUUUCAUGUGUUCGGUGUGGAUUGUCUAACACUUAGCUCAAAAAUGUCUGUCGGGUGCUUUUAUUGGUUCGACUGUGCUAUUUAACAGUGAAGUGUGUCUGACUGUACCAUAUUAACACAUCUCUUUGUGCUCAUCUGUUGUGGGAAUUGAUCUGAUACACUGCACAUCGGAAGGAGCUGAGAUGAAAUUGAUGUUUUUGGAAUUUCAAAUGGAACUUUUUGGACAAGCUUCAGGCGUAUAUGUAGAUUAGAAAAGAUUUGUAGCAUCUUAAUCACAAUAUUAAGAUGGUAGUUUUGGCGAGACUCCCUAUAAGGCUUCACUUAACACAGUUUACCAUUUAACAUUGGGGUUUCACUGAUAUUUUUGCCUUAACACAUUUAAGUUGCAUGUUAUAAAAUCCAUUUAAUUUUUCUCUGUUGAAUGAGCAUUUUUAGCUACAAAAAAAGCCAUUUUUUAUUUAUUUCGCAGAGAAUCGUGUACAUAUUGUAAUCACAGUUCAAAGGAGCAUGAAUCGGCAACAGAAACUACCUGGCAUAUACUUUUAUGCUUCAAAUGUGUCUCCACCAAUGGUUUGUGCAUCUAUUCAAAUUUCAUCAUAUUUUUACAAUGACUGGCUUCAAUGGCAUGUUUGUGACCUGACGUCACUUCUGUAGUGGCCAUAUAUACAUCUGCCCAAAGGAUCGACUACUUAAGAGAUAAUAAUUUUGUUAAUACAUUCAACCAACAUGAAUGUUUUCUGAAUAGUCUCAGUAGUCUGUUGAAGGUUUUGUGGGCAUGAGAGUUUUCUCUCUAAAUCUUUGUCUUCCAAAGUAACAUUGUACCCUCUUUGUGUGUUUAUGUGGUCUUCUUAAAGCUUUUGGGCCUUCUUUAUAGGGAAUCCAUCACAUAACCACUGAUUCGAAUAACAAAAAAAGAGCAAACUUUUAGUGCGAUCAUGCAACUAUGUACUUUAAUGCACAUAGCAAAAACUGGCAUAUGUGGAAUAAUUUUAGCCUGAACUCUCAAUUAUUUGUUCACAUGCAAGACUGAACAAUUCAUCCACACACUUUUCGGCAUCUCUUAAUGACUUAUAUGGAAGGCUGGUUUUGCCUCAGAGUAAAAAAUAAAUAAAUAAAUAAAUUAAAAAAAGUUAAUUGUGACUUAAAUCUCACAUUUGUGUCUGUAUUUUUAACUUUGUAUUUCCCAUUAGUGUCUUCAUAAUUGGCUUCAAAGUGAUUUUAUAGCUCACAAUUGGGAAUCACAUUUGCAAAUUUAUAUUUUGCAAUUGCACCUUUAUAUUUCACAGACUUUAUCUCUCAAAAUGUGAUUUUUGAAUUAAAUCUCACGAUUACUUUUUUCGUUUUUAAUCUAAGCCAGAACCAGGCUUCCUUGGACUAGUGGCAAGAAACUCCAUCACAAAAAAUUAGGGAUGUAACAUGAAACAGUGAUAGUAUCAAAUCUAUUUGUCAUAGUACAUUGAUAUGUGCCAUGUAAUGAUAUUAUUAUCCAUAUUUGCAUGGCACUUCAUGCCCAGAAGUAUUACCAUUGUGCUCUUUGGUUAAAAGGAUGCUUGGUGUGACAAUGCUUUUUGACAUUGCUUUGCAUUGACUAUAGAAUGUUUUAUUACAUGGUGGUAAAAAUUUAUAAUUAGCCUGGUGUUUUGGUCAGAUUAGCUCAAUGCAGUAAUACUGUGGAGGGGUUACGUGACUGUGCCCCUUUAAGACAUUGUGCCUUGUCUUGAAGUCUGCUAUGGCACACUGAACACUGCUCAUUAACAUUGAUUUCCACCUCAUCGUUAUUUCAACAGUGGCUACAUGAAUACAUACCUUGAUAUAUUAUUCAAUGCCUUUAAUAAGUGAAAACAAGGUGUUACCAUUUAUUUUUGUUACCCUCCUUCUCAUAUAUAAUUUUUUUGGAUCUGAUAUGCGAGCAGCUUUGUCGUGGGUAGAGAAGUGGCAUGAAACUAGAGCAGAUUUUACAUGUUUGUGCCCACUUGGGAAAGACUUGAUGUUAUUGUCUCUCAGAUAAGCAUUUUUAUUAGUCAGCUCCAAAUCUAGAGCACCUGCUUGCAAUAACAAGCAAUGUGGCUGUGAAGUUAUCUAAUGUCUCGGGUACAGGAAGUACUGGGUGGGAGUAUUUUUAAUGGAACACACUGUGCAUCACCAAUUGUCUUCCUCAACUCUGAAUCUGUCCGAUGGGCUGUUAAUGGUACAAAAAGACGGCAAACCACUUGGUCCGAUAAGUCAUGGACUGAAUUUGACAAUGUGGCACAAUAGUGUGUUCCAUACUUAAGAGGCUUUGUGUGUUUAUUAUGUAUGCCUGACAUCUUAUAUAGCAAAUGCUCAGAGUGUUAAAUUAUAUUCUUUAUCUAUAUGAGGAUGGCUUGUGACGGAAGAAAACAUGUGGCAAUGCUACAGAAGUUACUCUUUUGUUAAAAUGUUCAAUUUAUUUGAAGAAUAAUGGAUAAACACAAGGGGUAUUUACGCAUGGUCAUACUGCCAUUAACAUAAAGGUGUUUCAAAAUGCAUAAAAAUCAGACUAUAAACUUUCUCCCGAAUUAUAUGCAAACACAAAAUUGUUUACGUCCAUAGGUUUCUGUACAAUAUAUUUGCCUGGUUUGGCAAAUUAACAUUAUGGGGAUUGCAUCUAGGAUGACCAACAUUUACAGAUAUGACCUUUACCCUUGUAUGUAAUUGAGACCAUUUCUAGAAUAUCAGUUUCAGAUGCCUCUUUGAGGGCAUUAAUACUUUCAUGCAUUACUAAAAAUGCAUGACGUGACCAUGACUUUUCUUUGAAUCUUAACUAAUCACUUAAAUAUUCCUUUGUGAAAAAAAUAACAGGACAUUUAAGUUGCUGAACAUGCCAUUUCAUGAGGAAUUCUGAAGCAAAGCCAGCAUUAUGUGUAUAUAUUAACACACUGAACAUUCAGCUGUGUCUGAGAUGAAAUGUUUAACGGAACUAAAGUGUAUUUAUCAAAGGUGGAUAUCUUUAGAAAUGUUUGUCGUAGGGUCAAGUGAAAGGUUUGUAACAAUAGAGGCUUAUCAUAUGAAAAGCUAUUUAUUUAUCAUUAAUGGGUAUUCUACACAGUUUAAUUUGAAAUCGAGGUGAAGCCAUGCCUAUAACCACAUUAGUUGCACAGAAGAAAUAAAUAAAUACAGAACUGUACAGGGAGAUACAUAAAUAGGAAUUCUCUGGUAAUUUGCCUCUUUUUAAUGGGUAUGAUCGUGGCUUUGGACAACAGUCACUUUUAACCCGAGCUGCUGUUGCCUUUUGUUUUUUAUGGUCCUUUUAUGAGACUAACAAUAGGACAAACAUAUCAGAGGAAGUCAAGGAACCAACUGUAUUUAUGCUUUUUAAUUAAUUACAGCGGGUUAAUUUUAAUGGAGAUUUUAUCUGAGAUAGCUUUAAAGAUUUUUGCUUUGUUUUUUUAUUAUGAUUUUUUUCUUGACUGACCGUGGGGGAAUUUCAACUGUAUUCCUGUACAUAACUGGUUCUUUUUUCCCUUUGACAAGAAUUUAAAAGAGUGAACGUCUCACUCUGCGGUUUAAAUAAAUUCAGAUUCUGUCCUUGCAAUUUUGAUAUUUUCUGACAGGUCUAAUGUCGCUGUCUGCUCAGCCUCGUCCAGGUUUUAAUGGUCAUGUAAAUACAAAGAUUUACUGAAACUUUUCAGACCUUUUGUAUUUUUCUUUCGCUCUAACGGUAGCCUAUGAUUUCACAUUGUCAUGCAUAAUGUUGAUUAUUAAGAAUGAGAGUGAUCUUAAACUGAGUGAUUUACUAAUAAGUUUUAUUUCUUAAAUCCUGUUUUUAAUUCUAUAAACAAUGAGUCGAUUUGAGUUCGGUUUCAGUCUACAGUUUUACACUGUGUAUCUCUAAUAUCACCAUGUUCUAAGAAAUGUCAAUAAAAUAAAAUGACAAAAUUGCCAAGCA